Molecule: messenger RNA, 2472 nt
Organism: Stylophora pistillata
Lineage: Eukaryota; Metazoa; Cnidaria; Anthozoa; Scleractinia; Pocilloporidae
Product: bone morphogenetic protein 6
Cellular component (GO): extracellular region
Molecular function (GO): cytokine activity; growth factor activity
Source: RefSeq, a predicted model, not a curated record
CAGCUGUCAUAUCAUCUUCAGUCCUUAUUGGAAAACACCCACAUAAAUAUUCACCCUGCGAUAUGGGUCAUACUUUAUGGUAAAAGAAGCCGCUCAUCUGCACUUGUAUGCACAAAAGACGCAUUGGCUGAGUCGAUUUUAGAAACGACGAGCUGGUAUCGACGUAUAUAUAGAGUGCGCGUUGUUGGAAUGUACGACAAAGAACUCAGUCAACCUUCCGAGCUGCUACGCGGGUUUGGCUCCAAAGAGGCUUCACAAUCGAAACAAUUAUCAAAACAGAAAGAUGACGUACCAAGAUUCCUUCUCAACUUGUACAGAAAGCGAGCGCUUUUACACCGCCGUGGAAUAAGCCAACGGGACUCGGAGAUAGUCAGGGUGUUUUUCCGAGAACCCGCAGGGGAAAACAAGCACAAAGGACCACUGCAUUACGGGUUUUACUUUAACAUGUCCACCAUUGUAGCGGGAGAGAAAGUCAAGAAAGCUGAAUUGAGAAUCUAUAAGAAGGUACCACUUGGACGGAAUAGAGAAGCUGGUUACUUCAAAAUAAGAAUUCUGCGGCUAAAAAAUCACCAGCAUUGGACCAAAGGGGUUCCUAUCGCUUCCCACUUGGUUAGUUACAAAGAAAAUGUUGGUCGGUGGAUAAAAUUUGAUGUUACAUCUGCGGUUAAAUUCUGGAUAGAGAAACCUGAGAAAAACUUUGGUUUGAGUGUUACAGUGGAUAGUGUUGGAGCCUUCCCGUCAGAUUUUCGUAUCGGGGGACAUGGUAAAAGAGCACCUUUCUUGGUAACGUAUACAAAGAGCCCACAAAAAUUUCCAAGAACGCUACGUGUAAACUGCAGCAGCGAUCCAGUCUCCGAAGACGAUAAAGAACAAGUCUCUCAAAAUUUCUCAACGACAUCGAGAUCUCGUCAGAAGCGUUCUAGCGAACUUAAAAGAUGUCAACGUCGAUGGGUUUACGUGCACUUUAAAAAAUUAAAAUGGAACUGGAUUAUUGCUCCAAAUGGUUACAGCGCUAACUAUUGCGAUGGUGUCUGUCCUAGCGUUCUUGAUAUGCAACUGGAACCGACUAAUCAUGCUAUCUUGCAGAACAUUUUACACAAAUUGGACAGUCGAAUCCCGUCUCCCAUGUGCGCUCCUACUAAAUUACAUGGCAUCAGCGUGCUAUAUAAGACAAGUGACCGAUCUAUCGUGUUAACAGAGUAUGGUGGAAUGGUUGUUUCGUCUUGCGGAUGUCUUUGAACGUGAAAUGCCAAAAUCGUUUCUUAAAGAGAUAAAAGUCGAAAAUAAAUUCUGGCACCCUCAUAAUAUAGAUUUAUACUCGAGGAAUUACUAAAUUAUCAGCAGACGUCACCAGAUAUAUACAAAUUGCUUUGAAUUCAAGAGGAAGGCCUGUGAAAAAAAACAUAUAUAUUUGAUUGAAUUGUUGAGUACAUUCAUGAUUGUACUUAUAGGUGAUAUUUGACGGUCAGUUUGCGACAGUCGCUAUAUCCAGAAGAAGACUACUUGGACAUAUGGAGACGUUGGUGUAAAAACACUUUUGAACCAGACAAUUCAGGCGAGGAACGACGCUCCAUAAUUAAAAAACAUAGCUGCAAUACUUUAGAGUCUCUGAGUCAAAACAAGAUCGAAAAGGGGAGACAAUUUUAAAUUCAAAUUUAUGGCGGUGACGUACAAAAUUGUGUGCUUUUUUUAAAAUAAUAUGGCAGCCUUAAGAGUUUGAAAAACUUCUUUAAUCUCCACAGAAUUCUUUAAAAGAAGUUAGGUAUAAAAGCAUGCCCUUCAGUUAUAUUUGCAGACGGCGCCAACUUUGGGUGAGAGAAAACAAGAACGUGUAGGUAUUUUAACCCCCGCAAACGCAAUUAUCAAAUGCCAGCUAAUAUUUUCUCGUUGAUUGCGCCUUUUCGAAAUAAAAGAAUAGCCUGCAGUGUCAGACAGACGCCAGAACGAAUAAUGAGACAGGAUAAUGAAACAUGAUUGAUCUUUUGAAAGUUACCUUAGGAAAACAUCAGUUUCUAGAUCAAGUUCUUCACUAUUUGCGUUAAGUCGACCGCUAAGUUUACCAAGUAUGAGUGAAAACUUAAAAGGUAAUUUUAUAACAGAAGAAUUAGGAUUGCUCAUUUAGCACGCUUGAGACAAACAACUACUAGUACAUGUAGUUACUAAUUAGAGUGAGAAGUCCAAUCUUCAGGCAGCAGAUAAAAGAUUCUGGCUAAUUGACUGACUAACUGGUUGAUAGAGUGUGUCAGCAAAAGCAAUAGCAAUACAAAUGGUAAAGUCACGAAAAUGAUCGCAUGUUUAUUUAAUUGUGUGAGCCAGAUUAUAAUGAUAAGGAAAUCAAAGUUAUUUAAUUUGUACCUCACAAAGUUGGAGGGGACUUAAAUGAAACGAUUUUUCGACCCAAAUUAUGUAUGGGUUUCCACUGAAAAAAAAUUAAAAUCCGAAGUCAUAUUUAUAUUUUUCUUCGAAAAGAGA